AUACAAUAUUAUAUUGAUCUAGCAUCAUCAACUGAUGAUACUUAACUUUCGACUUAUCGAAAACACUAACUCUUUGUUCAAAAGUCAAAACAGAUAUAUGACCAAAAGGAAUAUAAAAAGAGUCAAAUGUACUGGUAAGCAUGUUAAGCUCUUCCUUUAUGAACAAAUCUAUGAAAAAAUUGUUGAAUAACAAUCACACAGGAGUACACUCUUAAUAAGUCAAAAGCAAUUAGCUUCUUCUAUCCUACCGUCUAAACAAUCAGGACAACAAUCACACACUACUCUUAACUUUCCGCAAACAUGAGGAGAAUCUUCUUCCCACACCUUAACUACCUCAUCAUCAUUCUUAUUAGCGUCUUCUUCAUCACUCUAUCAACCUCCUCGGAUACUUUAACCGGAACACAAAUCCUCACAACCAACCAAACCCUGUUGUCACAAAACCAAACCUUCGUGCUGGGCUUCUUCAGAGUUUCCGACACCAACUAUUACCUUGGAAUAUGGUAUAACAACAUCAAUCCUCAAACAAUAGUUUGGGUUGCAAACAGAGACAACCCCAUUGAUAACUCCACAGGCUAUCUUAUGAUUGGAGACAACGGAAACCUUGUCCUCCUCAAUUCAUCCGGGAACCCUGCAUGGUCCUCCAACCAAACCAACGCCAAGAAUCCAGUUCUCCAGCUCCUUGAUACUGGUAACCUUGUUCUCAAAGAUUCAUCAGACAAGAUCAGUAGUAGCUACUUAUGGCAGAGCUUCGAUUACCCAACAGAUACCUUGUUACCGGAGAUGAAGAUCGGUUGGAACUUGGACACAGGAACGGAGAAGCACUUAACAUCAUGGAAAGUCAAAGGUGAAGACCCUUCAAGCGGUGACUACACUAUGAAGGUAGAUUACCAUGGUUUACCUGAGAUUCUCCUCAGCAAAAACCAAACAAUAAUAUGCCGAAGUGGUCCUUGGAAUGGUGAGAGAUUCAGUGGGCACCCGGCGAUGAAAGAUAACACCUAUGGUCUCAAGUUCAAUUUCACUUAUGAUGUGCACAGUGUGUUUUUCUCUUUUUCCAUUACAAAAUCUUCCUUGUUGUCUAGAACAAUUGUGACAUCUGAUUCUGAUGGUGAGUUUCAACGCUACAUGUGGAUACAAGGAAGUUGGAACCAGUUCUGGUACCUACCAGCGGAUCAAUGCGAUUACUAUGGACAGUGUGGUCCGUAUGGAGUGUGUGACAAUGAUGCUUCGCCAAUUUGCACUUGUAUGCAGGGGUUCAGGCCUAAGAACCAGGAAGCUUGGAACUUGAGAGAUGGGUCUGAUGGGUGUGUGAGGAACACGGGUUUGAAUUGUUCGACUGAUAAGUUCUUGCAUCUUGAGAACAUGAAGCUGCCGGAGACAAGCAGCGUGUUUAUGAAUAAGAGUAUGACACUUGAUGAAUGUGGGAGUUUGUGUAAGAGGAAUUGUUCAUGCACUGCAUAUGCAAACAUCUACAUCACAAAUGGAGGAAGUGGCUGUGUUAUGUGGCUUGGCCAACUCUUUGACAUGAGCGUCUACCGUACGGAUGGUCAAGAUCUCUAUGUCAGAUUGGCAGCUGCUGAUAUAGGUGAUGAAAGGAACAUGGAUGAUCUGGAAUUGCCAAUGUUUAAUUUUGAUACCUUAAUGAUGGCUACAAACAAUUUCUCUCAAGAUAAUAAACUUGGAGAAGGAGGCUUCGGUAGUGUUUAUAGGGGCAGAUUGAUUGAAGGCCAAGAAAUUGCUGUAAAAAGAUUGUCAGAAGACUCUAGACAAGGAGUUACAGAGUUUGAAAAUGAAGUCAAAUUAAUGGUCAAACUUCAACACCGAAAUCUUGUUCGAUUGCUUGGUUGCUGCAUUGAGAAGAAUGAGAAAAUAUUGGUGUAUGAAUAUAUGGAAAAUAGAGGCCUUGAUUCCAUUUUAUUUGAUGAAUCAAAAAGUCUCUUGCUUAACUGGGAGAAGCGUUUCAAUAUUAUAUAUGGAAUAGCUAGAGGACUUCUUUAUUUGCAUCAAGAUUCAAGAUUUCGAAUUAUUCAUAGAGAUCUCAAGACAAGUAAUAUAUUACUAGAUAUUAAAAUGAAUCCAAAGAUAUCAGACUUUGGAAUUGCUAGAAUUUUUGAUAACGAUCAAACACAAGCAAAAACAGUAAGAGUUGUUGGAACAUAUGGUUAUAUGUCUCCUGAAUAUAUUAUGGGUGGAAACUUCUCAGAAAAAUCUGAUGUUUUUAGCUUUGGAGUUAUAAUAUUAGAAAUUAUAACUGGAAAGAAGAAUAGAAGGUUUUCCAAUAAUAAUGAUGAACUGAAUCUCUUGGAAAAUGUAUGGAGACACUGGCAUGAAGGAACUAUAUUGAAAUUAAUUGAUCCAUCCAUUGGAAAUUUAUAUACAGAAUCUGAAAUUGUAAGAUGCAUACAUAUUGGACUCUUAUGUGUUCAAGAAUGUCCAGAAGAUAGACCAACAAUGUCCUUAGUGAUCUUAUUGUUGAGAAGUGAAGCCCCAUCAAUGCCAAAUCCUAAAAUUCCUGGAUUUUCAGCAAGAAAAAAUUAUUCAGAGACUGAUUUAUCUUCAAGUAAGCAAGAUGAAUCAUGGAGUGUGAAUCAAGUCACAGUCACAUUAUUAAAUGCUAGGUAGUUGUCAUGAUAAAAAAUAAUGUUUCGACAAUCAUGAAUAUCUGUGAUGUUUAUGAACUAAAUCACAAGACUUAUUGCGUAUCAUAAGCAAAAUAAGAAGGAAAUUACAGAAGUAGCAAAUUAUUCCUGGCUUCUUUAACACAAGACCCUUCAGCAUGAGACCAACUUGGUUAUUGUUCGAACAAUGGACAUCAACGAAGGCAGUUAGUGUUAGACGAGUAGUUAUUUGUUGGCAACCCACAAUACUCAACGUCUGACAAGUUAUCGAGCCUGGAGGUAAUUUGUUACUUGACGAAAGAUGUGUCAGAUGGAAGCAGAGGAGUUCAAUUGAAGAUAGAAGUAAGAUAAACAUAAUUCUUUUGCUCGAUUAUUUGACAAGGAAGGAUGGUACACAACAACAGUAUCAAGGAGUAAGUUCAACAAGUGGAGUAGUUGAUAGUCUGUUGGCGGGAAUAAUUAUUGGCGAAAUAAUUUGUCUUGUCACGUGUCACUGUGAGAUUGGUCGAACCUGUCUAUAAAUAGAGGUGUUGACGAAUGACAAAGAAUUAAAAAUUUCCUGCAGAAAGCACACUUAUUCCGUCACAUAUUCCAACGAUUUUCUGUUAUCCUGUCUAAGUUUUUUUUUGUAAGUUUCCUUCUAUUUUUCUUUAUUUUU
Molecule: messenger RNA, 3273 nt
Organism: Arachis duranensis
Lineage: Eukaryota; Viridiplantae; Streptophyta; Magnoliopsida; Fabales; Fabaceae
Product: receptor-like serine/threonine-protein kinase SD1-7
Exons: 6
Coding region: 301-2619 (772 amino acids)
Biological process (GO): recognition of pollen; protein phosphorylation
Molecular function (GO): ATP binding; protein serine/threonine kinase activity
Source: RefSeq, a predicted model, not a curated record